AUGAAGGCGAUGUUUCCCAAACUUGAGCCCGGACGAUGGGACGUAGCAAGUAGAAGAAGCGAUCGAUAUAUCUCGCGAUCGUUUGAAAGUUUUUGUCGCGAAGUUGUACGAUACAUAGGCGAUUUAACGGGUGUCUCAUCUGGAGCCGGUGCACAAUCAGAUUCAUUUCCCGAUAUGCUGCCCGGUGAUUAUACUGGACACGAAGAUGCUGUUGUGACAAUGAUAAAUGAUGAUGGUGAUGAUAAUAUUAAUGGUAUACUUUCAAAGUCGUGUAGAUUAGAUAAAGCAAAGUCUUUUCAAUUUGAACUGAUUGAGAAUGUGGAUAUUAAGAAUCUAGUUAAAGAAAAACUAUCAUUGGACUUAAAGGAAAUACUAAAUUCGUUUCAUGAAUUUUUAUUUACAAUAAAUUCUGAACUAAAGCAACCAUUUUCAAAUUUACAAGUCCAAAAUAUAUUUCAUAAUGUACUUUAUGGAGCAUUAUUUAAUUAUCUUCUGAUAAAUAAAGAUGAUAGAAUAACGUUACUACACGGUGUAAAAUCAAUAAUAUCAUUAAUAUGGUUUUAUUAUGCAAUAGCCGUUAACCGCGAUCAGACAUUUGUUGAAGGCACAUUUACAGUGGUUAGCAAGGAAGAAAAAGACUCUGAUAUUGACUCUUUAUUAGCUUAUUUAAUUCGAUUUGGUACUGCACGUAUAUCAUCACACUUCACAGCAUUAGCUAAGCUAUUACAUCAACAACGUGCUCACUACGGUCUAGAUAUGCCAGAGCUACCAGCCGAUAAGAAGACAAUAUUAUUUGGUAAAAUUAAUCAGAUGAAAUCGAACAUAUUCAUUAAGCCGGAAAAUGCAGGAUUUGAUAUCAGCAAAAGUCUCAAAAGUUGGACAAAAUUGAAAGAAUUAAUGAAACAUUCACAUGAAUAUAUUUUAUGUCGAUUAAGAAAACGUGCGGCAAAAAUGAAAGAUGGAAGAGUUAAAACCUAUCUUGUUAGAAAUUACGGUACAGAUGACGAAGAAAAUUAUCGAAAAGAACGCGUACCAAAUGCAGUAUUGAAACAGUAUGAAAAAAUCAUAAAAAAAACAGCUAGCUCAAAAGCGGUCUAUAAUAGGCAGAUGAAAGAAGCUGAAGCGUACGGUAUACAAAAAAUGUACGAAGAUGUAGAACAGUUGGAGUCAUCAAAAUUUGUUUCCCAGAGCGAAGUUAUACAAUUUUUAAAAACUAUCAAUGAUACGUAUGAUUAUAUCAACUAUCGAUUUGGACGAGAAGUUAUUUUAACGAAAGACUAUUUAAAAACAGUUGUAUCAGGCAACGAUGCACAGUUAAUCAUGAACAUUAAAUUAAAUAUUGAAUGA
Didymodactylos carnosus is the source of this 1347-nucleotide messenger RNA. NCBI's taxonomy places the organism in Eukaryota, Metazoa, Rotifera, Eurotatoria, Philodinida, Philodinidae. The record is from the annotation of a GenBank genome assembly.